This is a messenger RNA of Racocetra fulgida, 315 nucleotides long. Lineage: Eukaryota; Fungi; Glomeromycota; Glomeromycetes; Diversisporales; Gigasporaceae. The record is from the annotation of a GenBank genome assembly.
AUGAAAAACAUUGAUUAUAGUAAUAGCUACUUUGAUCUGUAUUCUAGCAAUUCUGAUAGUAAAUCUGCAGAUGAAACAGAAAACUUUUCUAUUCUUAAUUUCGAUAAUGAUACAUAUCAAGAUGUUAAAAGCAAAAUUUUGCAGCAAAAUAGUUGUAAUGAAAAUAAAGAUUAUAAUCUUAAUAAUGAAUUAGAAGAAAAUAUAUUGUCUAAGUUUGAUGAAGGGGUUGACGAAAUUCUAUCAGAUCAACCUACAGAAGAUGAUAAAUAUAUACUAUAUAUUAUUGUUGAUAAUGACAAUGAUGAAAAAAAAUAA